GCCAUCCUCCACUGCCCUCCCGGGCCACAGCAGAGAGCUGGACUGGAAGAGGAGCAACCAGGACAGGAUCCGGCGCCCCGACCGGGACUAGAACCCAGUGUGCUGGCUCCGCAGGCGGAGGAUUAGCCUAGUGAGCCGCGGCGCCAGCCGCUCCACUUCUGAUCCAGCCCUCUUCUAAUGCACCUGAGAAAGCAGUGGAAGAUGGCCCAAGUCCUUGGGCCCCUGCACACACCCAUGUGGGAGACCUGGAAGAAGCUCCUGGCUCCUGGAUUCGGCCUGGCCCAGCCUUUUGUGGCCAUUUGAGGAGUGAACCAGAGGGUUGGAUGAUCUCUCUAUCUCUCUCUCCAUCUCUCUGUCACUCUGUCUUUGAAAUAAGUAAGCAAAUCUUUAAUAAUUAAAACAAGGGACAAGGGCACCCAAAGGCUCUGUUUGCACACUUGCUUUAAACAGGAUUCAUCCAGACAGGUUCCAUGGCCCAGGGAGGCAGGGCACAGACACUGGAGUGUGGGGCGAGGUGACGUCACGGAGCCCACCCUGCAGCUGAGGCCUCGGCCACCGGUCCUCCUUCCUGGGGGCGUUUUGGAGAGUGUCUGAAACAUGGGCUGAGUGUUUACACCAGAAAUCGCCUUCAUAAAAGCAGAAAUUGGGGCCUUCUGGGGGUCACAGCAGAGGCUUACGUUGGGAAAUCGCUGUGCGGCUUCCUAUGAUCAUGUCAGGGCGAGGAACAGACACCCACACAGGGCCGAUGCUCCGCGCGCUCCCGCAUCUCCGGAAGAGCCCUGCGGUGCGUGGUUGCAGUUCCCCACGAUGGGACAUCUGGCUGGCGUGUGACUGAUGUGUCACUUAGUGGUGAGUGUUUAAUGCAGGCAUUGGGGACAACAAUCAUCCGCGAGUGAUUCCAUGACUCACGUAGCAUCCCACGGUCUUGACUGGCAUGUGACUUCCAUAGUUUCUUUAUACAUAUUUGAAAAUCAAGCAUCUGAGAGAAAUUGGCCAGUCAUUAACCAUUUUGCUGCUCAUCCAUUAUCCCCAUGUGGGGUCACAUUGUUAUUCGGUAAUACGUGUUCUAAAUGGAGCAUCGGUGAUCCAUGAAUCAAUUCUUCCAUCUGCUGGUUCACUCCCCAAAUGGCUACAAUAGCCAGGGCUGGGCCAGGCUGAGCCAGGAGCUUCAUUCGAGUCUCCCAUGUGGGUGGCAGGGGCCUACGGUCAUCCUCUGCUGCCUUCCCAGGUGCAUUAGCAGGGAGCUGGAACCAGCACCCUAUGGGAUACCGGUGUCGCAGGUGGUGACUGAACCCGCUGCACCGCAGCACCCAGCCCCGAAACUUGUCUUUUUUUUUUUUUAUCUUUUAUUUAAUGAAUAUAAAUUUCCAAAGUACGACUCAUGGGUUACAAUGGCUUCCCCCGAAACUUGUCUUUUGAUUGCAUCUCCCACAUGUUUUCAUGUUGGUGGUGUAGCACGGGGGGCUUUGAAGUGUGUGUACGCUGCGGGGUGGCUGCAAUUGGGCUGAAUCACAGACAUGUUGCCUGAGCAUUUCUGUUGGUGCUUCAACACCAUCGGCCGGCCGCCUUAGAAGUCAAAGAGGAAGGCAGGAGGGUCCGGGCGAGCGAGGGGGCUGGGGAGGAUGGACGCAGAGCCUGGACUACGGAGACGGAGAGGGUGAAGAGGCAACGUGAGAGGCAGAUGUGAAGGAGCUGCAGGAGGAAUGCGGGGGAGCCUUCUCUGGCCCCCAGCACAGCGGGAUUCCAGCCCAGGGAGACCGCGGAGCGGUGAGGGACACACCUGCGCCAUUGCGCCAGCCAGCGAGUUGGCGGUGUCUUCUCGGAGCAGAGCGGGAGCUGGUGUGCGGGAAGUCACUAAUCCACGCUAACCUGACUACAACAAGCCCGAGGUUUCGAUCUUCCUUCCAAGUGACGAACCUGCACGUGGCAAAUGUUCCAUAAUUAUCUGUUGACACUGCGGCAUAAAAAAGAGUUAAACCACACCAGCAGAGCCUGGGGGCCAGGAUGGGCGCCCCCAUCUCAGCGUGUGAAAAGUCUGCAGGGAGCCUGUGCCCGCCCCAGGCACAGCCUGAGCCCUGGGGGAAUGUGGGCCAGGCUCCUGGGGGGAGCGGUUCCCCUUCCUGUGGCGCGGUUGAUGGAACAACCUCGUGACUGGGAGGGGCCAGUCUCCGAGCGUCCACACCCGGUGUGUGUCCGUCCUGCUGGGCACAGUGUCGGGGCCAGUGGAGGAGACAUCAUGACCCCCACCCUCGUGGUCCUGCUCUGCCUGGGGCUGUGCGGGCCCAGGACCCGAGUGCAGGCAGGGACCCUCCCCAGACCCAGCCUCUGGGCUGAGCCAGGCUCUGUGAUCACCCUGGGCAGGCCUGGAGCCCUGUGGUGUCAGGGGACCCUGGAGGCCCAGGAGUUCCAUCUGUAUAAAGAGGGAAUCCCAGAGCCCUGGGACAGACAGAUGCCACUGGAGCCCAGAAACAAGGCCAAGUUCUCCAUCCCUCUCAUGGCUGAGGUGUAUGCGGGGCGCUACAGCUGUGUCUGCCUCAGCGCUGCUGGCUGGUCAGAGCCCAGUGCCACCCUGGAGCUGCGGGUGUCAGGAGCCUACAGCAAGCCCAGCCUCUCGGCCCUGCCCAGCCCCGUGGUGACCUCAGGGGACAAUGUGACCCUCCAGUGCCGCUCCCAGCUGGGAUUCCACAGGUUCAUUCUGACAGAGGAGGGGGUGCCCUGGGCUGCCAGGACCCAGAGCUUGGAGCCACGCCCCAGUGCGCGGUCCCAGGCCCUGUUCCCUGUGGGCCCUGUGACUCCUGGUCGCAGGUGGGCGUUCCGAUGCUAUGGCUCCUACAGGGAGAAUCCUUUUGUGUGGUCAGAGCCCAGUGACGCCCUGGAGCUGAGGGUGACAGUCUCAGGCUCCUGUGGGGGUCCCAGCCCCCCCCCACAAGCCCCAUCUCAGCAGCAGGAGGCCCUGAGGGUCAGCCGCUCACCCCCAAGGAGCCCGCCCCACCGAGUGGACAAGCGCAGGAAGUCGGACCACAGGGAGGCUGGUGCUCAGCGUCCUGCGCCCGAGCCCAAGGCUGGAGGCCUGCCCAGGAGCUCCGGCCCAGCUGCUGCCACCCAGGAAGAAAACCUCUAUGCCACCGUGAAGGGCAGCCAACCUGGGCGCGGGCUGGAGCUGGUCAGCAGCCAGGCUGCAGCCCCCGAGGCGCCCCUGAACGUGAUCUACGCCCAGCUGUGCAGCCUGACGCCCACACAGUAGGCAGCUGCCAAGUUUCCUGCCGGUCAGAGCCCUGCCUGAGCCCAGUGAGUUCACUGCUCUGGACCCCUGCCAGGAGGGACCCCGGCCCCUCACUGCACGGAGGGCACAGGAGCUGCCCCAGGGGACACCGAGUUAGGACGCUGGC
Messenger RNA from Oryctolagus cuniculus (rabbit), 3389 nucleotides. Lineage: Eukaryota; Metazoa; Chordata; Mammalia; Lagomorpha; Leporidae. The record is from RefSeq and is a predicted model, not a curated record.